This is a messenger RNA of Arthroderma uncinatum, 2514 nucleotides long. RefSeq names its product HET-C domain-containing protein HetC. The transcript is spliced from 5 exons. The record is from RefSeq and is a predicted model, not a curated record. Bases 1 to 2514 code for a protein of 837 amino acids. NCBI's taxonomy places the organism in Eukaryota, Fungi, Ascomycota, Eurotiomycetes, Onygenales, Arthrodermataceae.
AUGCCAGGCACCAUGGGAUUGAACCCCGCCACCACCAUUUUACUUAUCGCCAUUGUCCUCGUCAUCUUGCCCGCGAGAGUUGAGGCGUUUGGAGCUGGAAACAUUGCAUCUGUUUCCGCCGUCGAAGGCAAAAAUUGGCGUCAUGGAGACAUCGAAGAUGUUCUCAAGACACUUGCGUUUAUUAAAGGCCAUAAAUGGACUACAAACAUGGUGAAGAGGGUUUACUUUGGAAACUGGCUGAGAGAUUAUUCUCAGGCUGUUGAUGUUGGAACACUGAAAAAUGUUCAAUCAGACACAGUUCGUAUUCUCGUGUGGGUUAUGUCAUUCAUGACCUUUGGAUAUGCCACCGCAGAAUUCGAAGUUACUUCUGAUCGACUUGGCGUAUAUCGACCAGAAGAGCACAUUGAUAACCCAAAGGGCUAUGCCGACGACGCAGAUGCAAGGCAAUAUGACCCCCGCUUACGUGGCCCUAUCCAGCGAGUUGAACUAGAAAUUGACCAUGAGACUGGUAUGAAAAACUACAUCGCCAAUGAACGAGGAAACUGGGCUACGAGUGCCGGGUACGUGAAGUAUAGCUUCUCACGAAGUAUCCAUUUUGCCCGUCAAUACAUGAAUGGAGGGCAUUUGUUCAAGGGAAAAGAUGAGGAUUUAUAUGAAGCUCUGCGAUGCCUGGGUCAAGGCUUGCAUACGUUAGAGGACUUUGGCGCCCAUACCAAUUACUGCGAGCUUGUGCUGCGGGAGAUGGGUAUGGUUAACGUCUUCCCACAUACAGGAACUCAAACAAUGAUGAAUAUUCGUGGCCGUCAUGUCUUUCCCCUGGUAACUGGUACUUUUGGUAUGGUUGAUUUUUUCCACUCCGUUCUAGGUGAAGCCACCGAUCACUUUACGCAAUCCGAAAUCAGCGAGAUGGAUAGUACGCUUGAGAAUGCAGAAGUGGGAAGCGCAACGGCUGGUUCAUAUAACACUUUGACGAGCUUGUUAUCAAAGGUUCCUGGCAUGGGGGAUCUGAUUUCCGAGGCCGAGAAAUUGAAGGCACAGUCCCAAGCGCAAGCACACGCGAAUAACAGUGCAGGAUACGGACAUGGAGCAUCUAGAGGACUAGACGAUGGACAAACUUAUGGCACAACUGGGGGAUAUGACCAAACCACUCGUGCUUCUGCUCCGGGUGGUUUGCCAAACAUAGACCCUCAAAAAACAGCAGCUCAGAUUUAUCCGAUCCUCGUCUUCAGAGAUAAUGUGGUGCGGAGAAUCUCUGCUGUUGUGUCGAAGAUCCCCGGUCUAGAGUCUCUUGUGGAAAAGAUUACGGACACAUUGAGCGUGUUUAUCUUCUCUCUCUUGUCUCCUUUCAUUCGUCCACUUAUAAAAGUGGCGACUUCACAGCUACAGACUGGAUCAGCUGGAGUUAUUAAUAACUCCGAGAAGCAUCAAUACGAGCCAUGGACGGAUCCAACGUGCACUGAUCCAACCCAUUCGCUUCUUUCAAAGGACCAUUUCUCUAACAUCCUCAACGAGCCAGCUGGACACGUUGCGGCGGCUAUUCUGAAAUAUGUCGUGCCUCGAGUGUUGUAUGCAUGGCAGAAUGUUGAUGUUCCCGUCGAUGCUGUGCUCGCCGACUGCAUGAAAGUAUUUCACCACCCAGCACUUCGAGACAUGAACAACGAGGCGCACCGGACGAUGUUUGAAGCUGUGCAAAAAUGGGCGCAUUCUCGACGCGACGGGGGUGCUAACCUGGAUACAGUCCUCAACGCACAGAGCGUAAGAGAAGGCAAAAACCAUACUGGAGGCAACCCCCAUAUGCAAGGGAAUGCACACAGUCACGGAUCUGGCCAUGGAUACGGCAAUACCGUUGGUGCUCCACAGCCUAGCCACGGUCAAAUGUAUCAAGGACAUGGAUCAGCCCACACUUACCAGUCGCAGCCACAGGCACACCAACAGCAUCAGAACUACAACUCUGCACCAUACGGACAGACGUAUCAACAAGGUAGCUCUCAGUCUCAACCCCAUGGCAUCUCGAGCAUCCCCGGUUUUUCUGCUCUCGCAGGCUUUGCUGGAUCGGGUAAUUCUUCUCAUCAAGGGGCAUCCCACUCGACAACGGGGUCGUCGGCGUCGUCUAUUCCGUGGGAUAAGUUGUCUCAUCUGCCUAUUCCAGGAGCAUCAAAUAUAGGAAAAUUGGGGGGGUUCCUUUCAGGGUCAGGGGGCCGCACUAGAGAGUUGGGCGACGAAAGCAACAGGGAUAUCGCACCCUAUGAGCAUCACGCUUCGCGGAGCACGACGCCGCAGCCCGAAAUGGCCCCGCCAGCAGGAUAUGAGCAAUACCACCAGCGAUCAGAAGGAUCCGGACAAGCCGUAUAUCAGCCUCCAAGCGAGGGUGCGCACACUUAUGACUACUACCAUGGCCCGCCGGGUAACAGCAGCGGCGGCGGGUGGUGUCGCAUGUGCGACAAGGGCAAGAAACGACCAAGCUAUGAGGCUGAAAGGGCCAAGGCAAAUGUUAACCUGAGAUCCCGAACAUAA